This is a messenger RNA of Annulohypoxylon maeteangense, 1363 nucleotides long. RefSeq lists its product as uncharacterized. Lineage: Eukaryota; Fungi; Ascomycota; Sordariomycetes; Xylariales; Hypoxylaceae. The record is from RefSeq and is a predicted model, not a curated record. The transcript is spliced from 3 exons. Bases 216 to 1226 code for a protein of 336 amino acids. Gene Ontology annotation, molecular function: oxidoreductase activity; zinc ion binding. Gene Ontology annotation, cellular component: mitochondrion.
CCGAAAGGAAACAAGUAUUGAUUUGUAUUCUAGCAAUCGUUCUCUUUCUUUAUUGCUGUCACUUUACUUACCUAUAAUCCUAUAAAAUCCUGAGUUUAUAGCCAAUUCGUCAAUCUUAUUCAUCAAUCUUACGUAGUACCGCCAUCCCUUUACGGUGUAAGCUUCAAAGGUGAAAUCCUUAAUUUCAAGCUGUACUCUUACAUAACCGAGUAACCAUGAGGGGCAUUCAGAUUAGCGAAUACGUCAAGGGGCCAAAAGAGCUCAAGGUGACGGACCUCCCAGACCCAACACCAAAGCCGGACCAAUAUCUCAUCGAGGUCCACGCCACGGCCACCAAUUUCUUCGAUAUCCUACAGAUCCAAGGAAAAUAUCAAAACCAGCCCCCUUUUCCCUGGGUAUCCGGCGCCGAGUUCUCCGGCACCGUCCUCGCAACCCCAUCCUCGGCCACCAACCCCAAAUUCCCCAUCGGCAGCCGCGUCUUCGGCGCCAGCCAAGGCGCCUACGCGACCCUCGUCUGCGCCGCGGAGCCCGAACUCCUCCCCGUACCCCAGGGAUGGUCGUUCCUCGACGCAGCGGGGCUCUUCGUCACCGCGCCCACGAGCUACGGCGCACUAGUCCUGCGCGCCGGGAUCAAAGCCGGGGACUGGGUGCUCGUGCACGCGGCCGCAGGCGGCGUCGGGCUCGCCGCGGUGCAAGUCGCGAAAGCGUUCGGGGCGACUGUGGUCGCGACCGCGGGGUCGGCGCGGAAACUCGAGGUGGCGAAGCAGUUCGGCGCGGACCAUGUGCUGGAUUACAGGGACGCGGGGUGGCCUGACAAGGUGAAGAAACUGACGCCGAAGGGGCGCGGGGUGGAUAUCGUGUAUGAUCCCGUCGGCUUGGUGGAUAAGAGCACGAAGUGCGUUGCGUGGAAUGGAAGGAUUUUGGUGGUCGGGUUUGCGGCGGGGCAGAUUGAGAAGGUGGCUAUGAAUAAGGUGCUUUUGAAGAAUAUUAGUGUUGUGGGUAUUCAUUGGGGUGCGUAUGCGCGGUUUGAGAGGGAGGCGAUUCCCUUGGUUUGGGGCGGUAUUGGGAAGUUGAUUGCGGAGGGUAAGUUUAAGGGCACGGUGUUUAGUGAUAAGGAGUUUGUUGGUUUGGAGAGUAUUCCGGAUGCGUUGUUGGCGCUUGGGGGGAGGGAGACCUGGGGGAAAGUUGUGGUUAAGAUUCCGCAGCCUGGCGAUAGUAAGUUGUGAUUUUAUGUAGUAUCGGAUUUUAUCUGUUGUAUUUUUUUGGCCUUGGUUAGAUAUGAGAUUGGCACCUUGAUGGCCGGCGAUGGUGUAUUAAAAACGUAUUUCAUUCCAACAGAUAAAUUGAACUUUUGAGUUGAAUU